GUAGAGCUCAUUCGAGACAGAGCGUUUUACACAUGCCCCCUACCUCGAGAUGAUGCCGACAAAUGCAGAUUUUUCAAAUGGGAAGAUGAACUCAUUCUAUCUGGCCACAUCGUCCCACCUGCUUCACCUUCGACUUCUCGUCUCCUUCCUUCGUCGUCCCGUCCCCCUCCUUCCACUGGUCAAGUCCUCGGACGUCCACCCCAAGCUACUUUCGGUAAACCUGGGGUGCCUGGGCCAAGCGUCAAAUCUCCCGCCCCUGGUACCGGUGCUGUGGGUGGCGACGACACUGAAGAUAUCGAUUGGAAUCAAGUGGAUGCGGAUGAACUGGAAAAAGAAGCCAUCCUCGCUAGUCCGAGCACCCAGAGGACAGACAAUAGCGAAAGUUUCUCAUCUGCAAAAUCCACCCCGGCCCAAGCGGUUUUCUCUGACAAAUUGCGUGCCUCGGUGGGCGAGGGACAGAGGAAGAAGAGGAAACAAGACGAGGAAUCUGAACAGGGUGUGACACCCAAAAGACAAGUAGUGGGGAGUGGGAAUCCAUUUCUGAACACUCCCGGGACGGAAUCUGGUCUUCAUCCUUCCGUGUCGACCACACUGGAGUCAUUAGAAUCAAUAUCAGAACAUAUCAAAAGACAAGACAGAUUGUUGCAUGCUUCUGAACAGAUGAAACAGGGGUUGAGGAAGACUAUUGCGGGGCUGCAGGAGAAGAAUGGGGAGUUGGAGAGGAAGAACAAGGAGCUCGAGGAGAAGAUCAAGCGUCUGGAAUCGAGGUAA
This is a messenger RNA of Tremella mesenterica DSM 1558, 771 nucleotides long. RefSeq lists its product as uncharacterized. Lineage: Eukaryota; Fungi; Basidiomycota; Tremellomycetes; Tremellales; Tremellaceae. The record is from RefSeq and is a predicted model, not a curated record. Gene Ontology annotation, molecular function: zinc ion binding. The annotation marks the transcript as partial. The transcript has 2 exons.